GGUGGGCCAGCAACCAGGCACUCGGCAAUGCGUCUCUGUGAAGCCCCAUGCGGCCUGUUGGGCUGCUCCAUGCUCCUUUACCAGCCCAGCAAAGCACCGAACAGCAGAAGCCCAUUUCGGUCGUCCCAUUUCCCAAAUCAUUCGCCUCCCCCAAAUCCGGCGAGCCAAAACGGCAAAACCCCACCUAAAACCUCGCCAGCCCCCGCCACCACCGGCGACGGCGACCAUGCGCCGUCACCUCGACCUGCUCCCCCGCCUCCUCCUCCUCCGCCGCCACGUCCACCGCCGCGCCAGGCCCGGGGCCUCGCCGCCGCCGCCCCCGCCGCCCAACCCGCCGCGCCCGCCGCAGAAGCCCGAGCCCGUCACCAUCCACGGGGAGACGUGGCACGACAGCUACGCCUGGAUGGGCUCGCUCUCCGACGCCGCCGCCAUGCGCCACAUGGACGUCCACAUGGAGGCCGAGGAGAAGUACGCCGAGGCCUGCCUCGCCGCCGCCGCCGCCGACCGCCUCGCCCGUAAGCUCCAGCUCGAGAUGGCCUCCCGCCUCGCCUCCGACGCCUGCACGCCGCCCACUCGCUGGGGCCCCUGGCUCUACUACCGCCGCGCGGACGAGGGCAAGCAGUACCCCGUGCUCUGCCGCCGCUCCGCCGCCCUCCAUGGGGAGUUCGUCUCCUACAGCGACCCCUCCGCGGGGUUCGACUUCACCGCUGGGAAGCGCAUCGAACAGAAAUUGGUGGAUUACAACAAGGAGGCCGAGCGAUUUGGAGGAUACUCAUAUGAGGAGCUAUCUGAAGUUUCUCCAGAUCACCGCUUCAUUGCGUACACCAUGUAUGACAAAGAUAAGGAUUCUUUCACUUUAAUGGUCAGGGAUCUGGUGACGGGCACACUAUGCGAUAAACCUCGUGCUGAUCGGGUCUCAAAUAUUUCAUGGGCUAUGGACGGGAAAGCACUAGUUUAUAUUGUUACAAAUGAGGACAGAAGGCCAUAUAGGCUGUUUUGCAGCAUUAUUGGAUCAAACAAGGAUGAUAUUCUUAUAUUGGAAGAACCUGAUGAGAAUAUUUAUUUGAAUAUCAGACAUACCAAGGAUUUUCGGUUUAUAACGUUAAAUGUCUUUUCUGACACACACUCAAAGGUAUAUUUAAUAAGGGCUUCUGACCCCUUGUCCAGAAUGACACUGGUAUGGGAAGGUGAAUCCCAAGUUCAUUGCAUUGUGGAGCAUCAUCAUGGACGCCUGUAUUUAUUCACCGAUGCUGCAAGAGAAGGUGUCUGUGUUAAUUCACAUUACCUAAUGCAGUGUGAUGUGGAAUCUCCUGGGCCAAAGAGUUGGAAGAAUGUCUUCCUUGAGGAACCAGGUAUUAUUCUUGAAGAUGUUGACUUUUGCAAUACUCAUAUGGUGCUUAUUCUGAGACAAGGCAGAAAACUCACACUUUGUUCAGUUAAUCUGCCUCUACCUGAAAAUAUCCAAGUACCUGCUCAUCUAUCAGAUUUUCACCCACUUGACUUGCCUCUUCCCGAUCAUGUGUGUCAGAUUUUAUCUGGCCCAAAUUAUGAUUACUAUUCCUCAACAAUGCGUUUCACAAUAUCAUCACCUGUGAUGCCAGAUGCAGUUGUUGAUUACAACUUACUAAAUGGAAAGUGGCAAAUAGUGCAACAGCAAAACAUGCUUCAUGAGAGAACAAAGGUACUGUAUGGGAAUGCUUUUGCUUCUAGUGCGGGCAAGCUGUCUUCAGAUGGAGCUGAUUUGUCAAGUGAAGAUUUGGGAGAUUGUGACUGGAAUGAGCUCUCUGAAUACUAUGCAUGUGAGUACUAUGAUGUUCCAUCGAAAGACGGAGUUUUGGUUCCACUCACCUUGGUAUAUUCAAGAAAGCACAAGCAAGAGGGGAAUCCAGGAUUGCUUCAUGGGCAUGGUGCCUAUGGUGAGAUUCUGGAUAAGCGUUGGCGUAGUGAGUUAAAGAGCCUACUCGAUCGUGGUUGGGUGAUUGCAUAUGCUGAUGUUAGGGGCGGUGGAGGUUAUGGCAAGGAGUGGCACCGGGAUGGUGCACGUACCAAAAAGAUGAAUUCUAUAUAUGAUUUUGUCUCUUGUGGUGAAUUUCUUCUUGAAAAAGGUAUCAUACAAGAAAAUAAGCUUGCUGGAUGGGGAUACAGUGCUGGAGGACUUCUGGUGGCUUCGGCAAUCAAUACUCGUCCAGAUUUGUUCCGUGCCGCUGUUUUAAAGGUCCCUUUCUUGGAUGUUUGCAACACUCUGCUCCAUCCUAUUCUACCUCUUACAGCCAUUGAUUAUGAAGAGUUUGGGUUUCCUGUAGACCAUGAAGAAUUCCUUUCAAUCAAGAAGUAUUCUCCCUAUGAUAAUAUCCAGAAGGAUGUCCCUUACCCAGCUGUGUUUGUGACAUCAUCAUUUAAUACAAGGUUUGGUGUAUGGGAAGCAGCUAAAUGGGUUGCAAAAGUCCGUGAACUUACUCAAUAUGAUCCAGAGCGGCCUGUAAUUCUUAACUUGACAACAGAUGUUGUGGAAGAAAGCAAGUAUUUGGAAACCAAGGAAUUAGCAACGGAGACUGCUUUCCUAAUUAAAAUGGUGAACAAUACCUGAACAACAUCCUUUGCCUUUCGGCUUCCGAAAUUGUUUCUCAAACUCAAUGAUGCGGCCCAUGUGGGACAUGUGCUAUGUCGCCAGUCCUCCAUGUUUAACGAGAUCUGAGGAUUAGUCCAUCGAUUGGAGCUUAUAUGAGAUGUUCUAGGAAAAUCAUAUGCACAUAUUCCUACAUUAUAUGAGAUAGCUGCCCACUCGAGCUAUCUUAAAUGGCCUGAUCUCUUGCCACCACCGACCUGGUCUGCCACGGUUCUACCAAUUGUAUGAUGUUAUAAUUGGAUCAUCUCAGUUGAACCAUAUCAGCGAAACAAGCUCGAUGACAAAUGUCCAUAUAUUUGUACAGUACCAUUCAGAACUGGAAAAAGAAAGCUGGAGUUCAGGAGUUGUAAUGUGAACGAAGUCUCUUUGAUUUUUAUUUUCUGUCAAUCAGUAUAUUACCUUCUGAUAAGAUCAAUGCCCAACACGGCGUGCAGUCGCGUGUAGCAUCAUUGUCACUAUUACCUUGGGAGAGUUACCAGCGGCAACGGGAGAUGUUGUGGUUCCCCCUUUUAUUUCAAAUUUGAUAAAAUUGAAAUGGCUGUAUAGAACCAACUGGAUGUCCUAUCCUUUCUUAA
This is a messenger RNA of Triticum aestivum (bread wheat), 3201 nucleotides long. RefSeq names its product protease 2. The record is from RefSeq and is a predicted model, not a curated record. The transcript has 12 exons. Gene Ontology annotation, biological process: proteolysis. The coding region runs from base 227 to 2587 and encodes 786 amino acids. NCBI's taxonomy places the organism in Eukaryota, Viridiplantae, Streptophyta, Magnoliopsida, Poales, Poaceae. Gene Ontology annotation, molecular function: serine-type endopeptidase activity.